GAAACAAAAUCCAAACAAACAAAGAGUGGACAACUCUCUCAUCAUAUGGAUUUUGGAAGCUAAAGGGCUCCCUCCAAAAAAAAGUACUAUUGUGAGCUGUGUUUAGGCAGAGAACUAUAUAAUAGAACAUCAUCUAAGCAGAUAAUGGCUGAUAUGUGUUUUUGGGGAGAGCACUUUGAAUUCAAUCAUCUUGAGAAGAUUGAAACUGUAAUUAUAAACUUAUAUAGAGAAUCAGAAACAAAGAGGAGAAGAAAUAAAUUGAUAGGAUCUCUGGAGAUUCCUAUAAAAGUGAUUAGUGGAAAACAUCUGACAGAAAGCAGAUAUAAAGUCAGACUAGAAAAAAAUUCUGGCAUCAAAGAUCCACCUUCUAUUCGAAUAAAGGGCCGUUUUCAAAGCGUGAACAUUUUACCUUUUGAUAUGUACAAAGAUUUUAGAGAGUUCCUGUGUUCUAAGAACAAACCACUUACUGAGAUGUUAGAGCCUGUUCAAGUACUUGUCAAGGAAGACAUAGCAGUUAUUCUAGUCCGUAUCAUGCAAAAAGAAGACAAGGCAAAGGAAUUCCUUACAAACAUUGUGAUAGAAGAUGUUAAAAAAAUUGAUGAUCAACAUCUAACAUUUCGUGGGAAUUCAUUUGCUACAAAAGCAUCUGAAGCUUACAUGAAGCUACUUGGAGAUAAGUAUUUGCAAGAUACCUUGAAGGAAUUUAUAACAAACAUUUUAAGUUCUGAAGAUGACUGUGAGGUAGAUACUAGCAAAGUUCCUGAUGAAACCAUACUCCAGCAACAACAGAAAAACUUAUUACAGUUUGUGGAAGAAGCUUGGGAUAAAAUUAUUAGCUCAACUCCAAAUUUGCCCUUAGAAUUUAAAGAAGUAUUUUAUGAGUAUAGAAAUCAGCUCAAAGCCAUUCAGAAAGAACACAUUUGUGAUAAACUCAUAAGUUCUUCCAUCUUCUUGAGAUUCUUGUGUCCAGCCAUCUUGUAUCCAAGUCUUUUUAACCUCACACAAGAGUAUCCAGAACCUAGAUCAGCAAGAAACUUGACACUUAUUGCUAAAACCAUUCAGACAUUGGCAAACUUUACAAGGUUUGGAGAGAAGGAACAAUUUAUGGAAUUCCUGAAUCAGUUUGUAGAUAAACAACAAGACAAAAUGAGGAACUUUCUCCAGCAAAUUUCAACUCCAGAUAAGGGAGACAAACUAAACAUCAAUGAACAAAUUGACCUAGGGAAAGAGUUAUCAAUUCUCCACUCCCAACUGAUAGACUGCAUUCCUAAGAUGAAUAAGUUGGAUCACAAAGAAGAUUUUGAAGAAUUACAACAGAUUCUGAAUGACAUCUCAUCUGCAAUGCGACAUUCAACAGUGGUACGACAUACGAGCUCCCAAAGCUUAGGUGAUAUUAAACCUAACAUUCACAGCCCACUUGGCCUAACAAAAUCUUUACCUGAGGGAACUGAUCAUAUCCAGCAUCAGUCACUGGUAUAUUCUCCUGUGUGCUCAUUAUGUCCAAGCAGAAAUUCUAAAGACAAAACAUUAAAGAUGAAUGGAGAUCUAGAGUUAACAAAUAAAAGCCCUCAAAAGGUUACAUCACCUCAUGUGUUACCAGAAGAAGCUAUUACCACUACCUGGAAACAUAGAGGUAGUAGAAUUCCAGCUGAAAACAUGAAUACAUCAGAUGAUUAUGUAAAAAUAGAAGCACUGGUGGAGAACAGAAAAUAUCCUGAUGAAGAGCAAAAAAGCACUUUUUUUAACACUCAAAAGGGUGAUAAACACUCCAGUUCUCCCUUAGUCCAGAAUGGAAAUAUCUUGAUGCACAGAACUUUGGAAAGAAACAUAGCUGGUGAACAAAAAACAGACAAAGAAAGACAUAGAAGCUUUGACUUUGACUCUUUGGUAUCUUUUAUAAGAAGUCCACAUGCAAUAGAUGCAAGCUAUCCAUUAAAGGUCGAAAAUAAACCAUCAGAAAUAGUAUUGAGCAAAAAUGUUCGUAACAGUGAUUACGAUAAAGUGGCAUAUGAAAGUAAUCUCCACACAAAACCUGGCAGCCAUAACUCCAUUUGUAAGAUAUCAACUUUAGGGUCUUCAGGUUACCAGUCGGUAGGAAAUGACCAUUCCCCGGAUCUGUCUCAUAUACGAAUGACCUUUUCUUCUGAGGGCCAAUAUAACUUACAACCUCCCUUGGCUUUUAAGAAUCCAUUGUAUUGUCUAGAUCGUUCUAGCUCAAGUAGUAGUAGCAGUGAAAGUGACUUCUGUGAUAAAUCUGGGAGAGAGAAGCAUUAUGGUAGCAAAGAUGAUGCAACAUGUAAUUCUCAUAGUUUGCUUUAUCCCAAAAAUGGAAUUCCUAUAGUGAAAUACUCCAAAGAUGAAAUCAUUAAACCAUUAAGUUUUACAAUAUGUUAG
Messenger RNA from Limulus polyphemus (Atlantic horseshoe crab), 2394 nucleotides. Its product is annotated as ras GTPase-activating protein gap-2-like. The transcript has 18 exons. The coding region runs from base 145 to 2394 and encodes 749 amino acids. NCBI's taxonomy places the organism in Eukaryota, Metazoa, Arthropoda, Merostomata, Xiphosura, Limulidae. Gene Ontology annotation, biological process: regulation of GTPase activity. The record is from RefSeq and is a predicted model, not a curated record.